Molecule: messenger RNA, 1776 nt
Organism: Cannabis sativa
Lineage: Eukaryota; Viridiplantae; Streptophyta; Magnoliopsida; Rosales; Cannabaceae
Exons: 8
Coding region: 1-1776 (591 amino acids)
Molecular function (GO): zinc ion binding
Source: RefSeq, a predicted model, not a curated record
AUGGAUUCAUCUGUAUUUGUGCUCGUACCGUAUGAUGGCGUUUGGACUUUGGAGGGUUUUGAACCGGUUUUGCAUGAGGAGUUGGAGGUGGACCCCUUGGUGUUUGAAUUGAAGUUAGAAGUUCUUUACAUGUACAUGAAAGGCACUAAGUUUCCACCUGAGGUUUUAGUGAAAGAUAGUCAACUACGAGUGUUCUUGAGCAUGAAGGCAAAAAUGAGUGUGGACAACUUGUUGCCACUAUUUGUGACUAAGGUGAAGAAGAAUGUGAAUUUGGAGCGAGACUCCCAGAAAUAUGAGUUCGAUGCUCCCUUUUACAACAAUGAUCCUGUGGUCGAUUUGGGUGUGGAUGAUGAUGUGGCUGCUGAUGUACCUCCCCUGAGGAUGGAACUAACUCCAAGCAACCAAUGGUACGCCUUCGGGGAGAUAUAUCUUGGCAAGUUGUACAAAAACAAGGAAGAAUUGAAGAAUGUAGUUGACAUUCGAUCACCGGCAAGGCGACCGUGGGUCAUUGGUCACAUUAUUAAGAACAAGUACACAUCCGAUGGAUCUAACUACAAGGCAAAAGACAUACAGAGGGAUAUGUUUGAUGAAUAUGGCAUCAAGAUGAGUUACGAGAAAGCUUGGAGAUGUAGAGAGAAGGCAGUUAUGUACAAGAGGGGUACUCCAGCAGAAUCUUAUACGAAAUUAUAUGGUUACUUCUACAUGCCGGAACGAAUAAUCCAUAUCGACGGAACAUUCUUGAAGACGAAGUAUGGAGGAACACUGUUAGUUGCUGUUGCGUACGAUGCAAACAACCAAUUGUUUCCGGUAGCCUUUGCAAUUGUUGACAGUGAGAAUCAUGACUCUUGGAAGUAUUUCUUGCGAAAGUUGAAGGAAGCCAUUGGUCCGGUUGAAAAUCUUAUGUUCAUAUCGGAUAGGCAUCAAAGCAUUGAACAUGCUGUUGAUGUUGUUUUCCCAGAAGCAUGCCACUCUUACGCAUGGAACAAGACGGAAUGUGAUAGGCAUUUUGAGGUGCUGAAACAGAUGUACCCUGCCAUUGCUACAUACGUCGAGCAAAUAGGGUUUGAAAAGUGGGCUCGUCCUUAUUGUCCAGGCGAUCGGUACAACAUAAUGACAAGCAACGCUGCCGAAAGCUUCAACAAGGUGACAGAAGAAUUCAGAAAAUAUCCAGUAACUAUUUUGGUUGACUUCAUCAGGUUCACACUUCAAAAUUGGUUUGCUUCUCGUCUCGAAAAGGCUAGUAAGUGCGCUACUCCUUUGGCUACUACUUUUGAAAAUGAUUUAAAGGAUCAACACAAAGAUGGUAUGUUCAGGAGUGUCCUUCGUAAUGGUGCCCAAUUGUUCAACGUUGGUACGAGUCCUCAAGGUGAGAGAGGUGGUGAUGUGAACUUAGUGGAGAGAACAUGCACUUGCGGACUUUUCCAAAUGCUGAAAAUCCCUUGUCCACAUGCAUGUGCCGCAGCAGUUAGUCAGAAUGUGAGCGUGUACACACUUUGCUCUCCAUAUUACACUAAAGAAACGUGGAAGAAAACCUACGAUGCCACAAUUAAUAUUGUUGGCGAGGAGGAUGAGUGGGUACUACCGGAACAUAUCAAGAACAUAAGAAUCGGGGUACCAGUGGAGAAAAAACCAGUAGGUCGGCCUAGGAAGAGCAAUGCAGGUAGAAGACCGACGAAGCGUCGACCGUCUAGUGGUCAGGUGGUAGUGGAACCUCGUCAUUGUUCGCUAUGUCACGGUUCAGGGCACAACAGAGCUACAUGCAAAGCUCGAGUUUGA